Messenger RNA from Perca fluviatilis (European perch), 2864 nucleotides. Its product is annotated as zinc finger protein 501-like. Bases 84 to 1349 code for a protein of 421 amino acids. Gene Ontology annotation, biological process: central nervous system development; regulation of transcription by RNA polymerase II. Gene Ontology annotation, cellular component: nucleus. The record is from RefSeq and is a predicted model, not a curated record. The transcript has 2 exons. NCBI's taxonomy places the organism in Eukaryota, Metazoa, Chordata, Actinopteri, Perciformes, Percidae. Gene Ontology annotation, molecular function: DNA-binding transcription factor activity, RNA polymerase II-specific; RNA polymerase II cis-regulatory region sequence-specific DNA binding.
AAGAAGAAGAAGAAGAAGAAGAAGAAGAAGAAGAAGAAGGUUCCGACUUCUUUCCUGUUCUCCGGUUAGCUGUCCCCCUGAAAAUGAAAAUGCCUACACUCCAGUUACUGAGAACGUACGUCAACCAGCGCCUGACUGUGGCUGUUGAAGAUAUAAUCGAGAUGUUUGAAAGAACCAUAACCGAGUACGAGGAGGAAAUGUAUCGCCAGCGCAGGCUGCUGGGAGCUGAGCAGUCCGGCGGCGGCGCCGCCAAGACAGUGUUCAGCAACCAAACAGGUGUGUCUCAGGAAAUCCAGCCGCUGGUUAUCAAUCCAAAGGUUCCCCCUGAACAGCAGGAGUGGGGCCCUGGUCCGGACCCGGAGGAGCCCCCGGAGCCCCCGCACAUUAAAGAGGAACCAGAGGAGGUCUGGAUCAGACAGGGGCUUCAGCGGCUGGAGGGGGCUGACAUCCCAGAGUUCCAGUUCCCUGCAGUGUCUGUAAAACGUGAAGACGAUGACGAGAAACCUCACUCCGCAGUGCUCCAUCAAAGGCAAACGGAGGAGCCCAGAGAGGCAGACCCUCCAGCUCAGCAGACAGGAGCCGGGGCCGCCGUCCGCAACUGUGACGCGUCAGAAGCGGCCUUUGACUUGGACGCGGCCGUUUUUUUAAAAGCGGCGAGCGACGGCCAGUUUUUCCUCUCGCAGUGUUUUGAAACUGAGACCGAAGCCUCGGACGACGGCUGGAAGCACGCGAUCGAGCCUCAGCCGCCCUGCGACCCGCUGAAAGACAGCGAAGCCGCGUCUCCUCCGAGAGCUCACGGUCAGGGGGAAGUCUAUAAAUGCCCGGCGUGUAGCAAAACCUUUAAGCACCACACGGAUCUGCAGAGGCACGUCACAAGCCACACAGGGGAGAGGCCGUUUGACUGUGCCGAGUGUGGCAAGACGUUCCGGCACAAGGGAAGUUUGCACAUACACAUGAGGAAACACACAGGAGAGAAGCCUUUUCGUUGCCUAGUUUGCGGAAAGAACUUCACCCAGAGCGGAACGUUGGCCGCGCACGUGAGGAUUCACACCGGAGAGAAGCCUUUCAGCUGCUCGGUGUGUAACAAAAGGUACAAUGAGAGAGGGACACUGGCGCGACACAUGAGGGUCCACACCGGAGAGAAGCCGUUCACGUGCUCGCUGUGCGGUAAACGAUUCAGCGAGAAGGGCAAUCUGACUAAACACAAGAGACUCCACACGGGGGAGAAACCGUUCAGUUGCCGUGCAUGUGAGAAGAAUUUUAGUUUGCUGUCGCACCUCCGAAACCACAAAUGUCCCGGUGAGAAGAGCGGUGGAACUGUAGAGCAGCCGCUUCAGCUGAAAUCGUAGACCGUCAAGUGAUUUUAAGAAAAAAAAAGAAUGUAAUUCUUUGAAUGCUUUGUGAUUUACAGUUGUUUCACUCCCAGAGUUUCCGCGGGGUCUUCAAAAAGUCUAAAAACUUCAAAGUCAAAAUGUUAGGCCUUUUUAAAAGGUCGUAUAUUCACUGACGUGUUGUGUUUUAUGCCUUAAAUAAUUUUGAACUCGUCUUAAUUUUCCUACGUCCAUGUAACGCUACCUCCUAAUGCUCAUUGAAAUGCUACCGCAGCACUUUUUAAUUUUUUUAUUCCGUGGUGUUGUAGUUCUUUCCUUCACUAGUCCAAAAAUGAUCCCAUGUAUUUCAUUACAAAUGAGACCAACACGCAACUUGUGAUGUUGACUUAUUUUGUCAGCUUUCGUGUUAUCGGCGCGAGUCUCCUGGGGAUUGUACCACAGACUCAUUUCAGACGUUUCCAUAAUAUAGGUCUUGAAUUUCAUUCGUAAUGGUCUAAAAAAGGCUUAAAUUUGACUUUGUGAAACCUGCAACCCUGUCUCCUAGCCUUUAAUCCCUAAUCACACACACACAUGCGCGACUGCAAUCGGCUAACUUGUUGCUCUCGCCACCAAAUAUAACGUUUCACACAAUAUAAGGCUUUUUCCUCGCCAUCGCGAUAUCAACCGCUGCAGUAAACGCAUGGCGAAAGGCUUGCGACCUAUCGGGAAAGACACUCCGAAAUUUUGUGUAAAUUGAAAGCAAUUAUCAGCAGAAAACAAACUGCACUUUAAAAAGUAAAUGCUCCUUCUUUUAGUGGUGCCUUUUUUUUUUUUUUUUUUAUAUAUAUUCAAUUGAACCCUAUCUGUGAAUUGUAUUUUGAUGACCGACGGUUUUAAUACAAGUGCUUGUUUUGAAGAAACAACUCGCACAGCCCAAAAAUUCUAAUGUGCAGGCGCGUUGGAAAAUAUCAGCAACUUAACGCACUCUGCCCUUUACUCUUCACCGUUUGUUUACAAAAAAAUUGUUUCGGUCCCUCCGCACCUUCGUCAAGAGUCUGACUCUUAAACAGGAGAGUCAGACCGAGAUAAAGAACAGACACGUGAGAGACAAAUUAACAUUAAAAUAAAGGGGCAGCGUUAAAUAGUGAAACCAUUAAAUAAUCAGUGUAUAAUAAUCAGAAAAUGUGCCUUUAUGAUGUGUACUGUACAUGUGUAUGGUCCCCUUGUGCGAUGCCAUUGUGCCUGAACACAUCCUGUGUGGACACAGAUGGACGACUGCUGCUGCUUCUCUGCUAGCACGCUGCUAAUGCUACGCCUGCUGUGUACACGUGGUGCAGGCUAACCCGCCGGCUGUAGCUUCAUAACCAUAUCCAUUAAGCCUCCCUUUUUCUUAUGUUAAACAGCUAUUUUGUAUAUAUUUGUCACUGUAUUUAUUGUUUGUUUUUUUCCUAUGAAUGUUUAAUAUGUCUGUUUUGUUUGUGUGUGCACCAACCACCAAGGCAAAGUCCUUGUAACGGUAACUUACUUUAGCAAUAAACCUGAUUCUGAUAAAGA